Molecule: messenger RNA, 1985 nt
Organism: Trametes versicolor FP-101664 SS1
Lineage: Eukaryota; Fungi; Basidiomycota; Agaricomycetes; Polyporales; Polyporaceae
Product: galactan 1,3-beta-galactosidase
Exons: 16
Coding region: 519-1853 (444 amino acids)
Biological process (GO): carbohydrate metabolic process
Molecular function (GO): carbohydrate binding; hydrolase activity, hydrolyzing O-glycosyl compounds
Source: RefSeq, a predicted model, not a curated record
UGAAGUCUUCGGGAAGCACGCCUCGAUAUGAACGCAGGGUUUAUGCCGCCGGAGGACAACUGAGUUGCGCCCAUGUGCGCCUUGCACCACGUUCUACGCGCCGUCAUCUUCUCCGGACCCGACAGCCUUGUGGCACCUAAACGUGACGAUCCCCGCCGUCCUUCUGCUUCGUGCCACGCGCCUCGCGUGCCUUUUUAACGGCCCGCAGAGACCGCCAGUACAGCUGGAAUGCGCAAUAUGACCUGCAGUUCGUCUGGGCAACUAUCUUCUCGUCUCCAGAACGCUCUUGAUCCCGCCCAACUCUAUGGAAUAUCCGAUACUCGCACCAUGCGCUUCAGGACACCGCGCGACCCUGGCUCCGCAACAAUUCUAGCGAUGACGGAGAGGUCGACUUCUUGUGACCCUUGCCGAGGAGCACCCGAUGAUGCAAGGCGGCCCGCACGGUGCUGGCGGAAUUACUGCGUAUAUAAUACAGCGUACCUCGGAGCAACUGCCGACAGUGGUGAACCUCCGCCGCGAUGUUCUCUGUGCUGCUGGCGCUCUCUGCCCUUGCGGGCCUGCUCCUGGUCAAUGGCCAAUCGCUCAUUGUGCCCGGAGCGCCGUGGAAGGAUACUAGUGGAAACGCUAUUCAGGCCCACGGCGCAGGGAUCCUGAAGGUCGGAUCCACGUUCUACUGGUUCGGAGAGGACAAGUCGCACAAUAGCGCGUCGUUCAAGGCAGUUUCAUGCUACACUUCCACCGACCUAGUGACUUGGGCUCGCCAGAACGACGCUCUCAGCCCUAUUGCAGGGACUAUGAUCUCUAACACCAACAUUGUGGAGAGGCCUAAGGUACUGUUCAACAGCAAGAACAACGAAUAUGUCAUGUGGUUCCACUCUGAUUCGUCGAACUAUGGCGCGGCGAUGGUCGGUGUAGCCACGGCGAAGACCCCAUGCGGCCCAUUCACCUACAAGGGCAGCUGGAAGCCUCUCGGCGCCGACUCGCGCGACGAAGGCCUAUUCCAAGAUGAUGACGGUUCGGCAUACCUGCUGUAUGCGUCUGACAACAACCAGAAUUUCAAAAUCACGCAUUUGGACGCCAACUACUACAAUGUCACAACAGUCGCCAGCCAGCUGAACGGUGCCACGCUCGAGGCCCCGGGCAUUGUCAAGCGGGAUGGGGUGUACUGGCUCAUCGCCUCGCACACGAGCGGGUGGGACCCGAACCCGAACAAGGCUUUCCAGGCCACGUCACUCGCCGGUCCGUGGUCCGCGCAGGCAGAUAUCGCGCCCGAGGCCGUGCGCACAUACUACUCGCAGAACGCAUACGACCUCCCGCUCGGCUCGAACGUGAUCUACAUGGGCGACCGCUGGCGCUCGAACCUGCUCGGCAGCAGCCAGUACAUCUGGCUCCCGCUCGACUUCUCCAGCGGCGCCCCGCAGCUCGUGCAGGCGGAUGUGUGGAGCGUCAACCUCAAUGCUGGAACGUAUUCGGUCGCAUCGGGCACUACUUAUGAGGCGGAGAAGGGCACGCUCGGAGGGUCCUCCAGGCUCCUGACCAACUCCGGCUUCUCCGGCGGCACAGCGGUGGGCUAUCUCGGCAAUGGUGGAACCGUGACCAUCACCGUGCAGGGUCGCGGCACCGCGCAGUGGGUCGCGCUCUACAUCGCGAACGGCGACUCGUCCUGGCGCAACACGACUAUCAGCGUAAACGGCGGCGCGCCCAUCUCGCUCGACCAGCCCAACACCGGCGGAGGCGGCGUCGUGCUCAGCAUCCCCGUGCAGCUCAACCUCCGCUCCGGCUCCAACACCAUCCUCUUCAGCUCCGGCCAGACCAACUACGCUGCGGACCUGGACAAGAUCAUCGUGUACUGAACACCGUGACCGCGCAUACGAUCGCGCCCUCACCCUCGCCCCACAAGCCCGAACCCUGUACGUACUGCGGCCCCGCGCGCAUAUCGAGCACAUUCUAUAUAUCGCCUCCGGCCUCCCAUGUCCCGCGCUCGC